AUGCGUAAACAUGUGUUUGAGCGCCUUCUCAACGCAGUGACCCAACAUGACCCCUGGUUUCAACAAAGGCGAGAUGCGGCAGGUCGUCUUGGUUUGUCUCCACUUCAAAAGUGCACUGCGGCCGUUAGACAACUAGCUUACGGGUGUGCUUCAGACGCUUGUGAUGAGUAUGUCCGUAUAAGUGAGGCAACUUCACGAUUGGCACUCCAAAAGUUUACAGAAGGUGUCAUCAACCUGUUCGGUGAUCAGUACCUACGCCGUCCAAUCAUCGCAGAUAUGGAAAGAUUGCUACGUAUUGGGGAAGAACGUGGAUUUCCUAGCAUGAUAGGCAGCAUUGAUUGUAUGCACUGGGAGUGGAAGAACUGUCCACACGCAUGGAAGGAGCAGUAUCAAGGAAGAGAAGGAGUUGCAACUCUCGUACUGGAGGCAGUUGCGAACAGAGAUCUAUGGAUAUGGCAUUCGUUCUUUGGGAUGCCAGGUAGCUGCAACGAUAUUAAUGUGCUUCAUCGAUCCCCUGUGUUCGAAGACGUCUUAGAGGGUCGAACACCUCCUGUGAACUUCGUAGUCAAUGGUCAUCAUUAUACGAAUGGGUAUUAUCUUACUGAUGGAAUCUACCCUAGAUGGGCUUCUUUUGUGAAAUCCAUUACGAGUCCACAAACUCGUCAGGAUCGUUUAUUCGCAAAACACCAGGAAGCUUCAAGGAAAGACGUUGAACGCGCAUUUGGGGUCCUUCAAGCUCGUUUUGCCAUUAUUAAAAGCCGUCUUUGGCGUGGGAUACCGACAUACUCCACAAUAUCAUGCUCGCCUGCAUCAUAA
Messenger RNA from Chenopodium quinoa (quinoa), 816 nucleotides. RefSeq lists its product as uncharacterized. The record is from RefSeq and is a predicted model, not a curated record. The transcript has a single exon. Lineage: Eukaryota; Viridiplantae; Streptophyta; Magnoliopsida; Caryophyllales; Amaranthaceae. Bases 1 to 816 code for a protein of 271 amino acids.